AUGGCUAUCGUUGAAGGGUGGUUACCACCCACCCGGGAGAACUACAACCUCAUUCUCACAGUCUGGCAGAUUGCUUAUCCAAUUAUUGGCUCAAUGCAAUGGCUUACCAAGUGGUAUGGCAUGGGCAAAACUUCAGUCUCCAGCCAUCUUAACCUGCCGGGCCGUAUAGGCUGGUUGACCAUGGAAGCACCGGGCUUCUUAAUACUUAUGUAUCUGAUGAAGGUUCUUCCUGAACAAUAUGGCAUCGAUGAUCUGCCAUGGCAGAAUAAAGUUCUUGCGGGUCUCUUUGUGAUUCACUACUCUUACCGCGCGGUCAUGUUCCCCUAUCUCCAGCCGUCUAUGUCGCCGCUGCACAUUGCGGUGUGGCUGCUCGCCUUCAGCUUCCAGGUGGUCAACGCAACCUGUCUCGGAUCAUGGCUAGCGGUCUACGGCCCUACCACAGAAGAAGCGUGGUCUUCGCAGUCUUCAAUUCUUCAGUUCUCCGCAGGUAUUCUAAUCUUCUACGUUGGUCUAUCCGGCAACUUCUUCCAUGACGAGGAGCUACGCGAUAUCCGUCGCCGGGAGUUACAGCGGCAAGAGCGCACCAAGCUCGAGCAGAACAGAGGCGAGAGCAAGGGCGGCGUGGAGAAGCACUACCAGAUCCCACAGGCGGGCCUGUUCCGCUACGUGCUGUUCCCGCACUACCUGUGCGAGUGGAUAGAGUGGGCUGGGUUCUGGAUGGCGGCGGGUUGGGGAUGCGCGCCUGCGCGGGCAUUCCUUGUGAACGAGCUGUUCGCCAUGAUACCGCGGGCCGUGAGGGGCAGGGAAUGGUACUUGGAGAGGUUCGGAGAGGACAAGAUUGGCAAGAGACGGGCGGUUAUCCCGGGGGUUUGGUGA
Messenger RNA from Fusarium sp. VM40, 876 nucleotides. The record is from the annotation of a GenBank genome assembly. NCBI's taxonomy places the organism in Eukaryota, Fungi, Ascomycota, Sordariomycetes, Hypocreales, Nectriaceae.